AUGUCUCUUGAUAAUAAUACAUCUAUUAAUGAUGAUGUAUUUACUAAAAAGCUGAUUUUAACAACUAAUUAUCAAGAAACAAUAUCUCUUGAUGAUGAUAAUAUAUCUACUGCUUCAAAUUAUGAAGAAGAAUUAAUUCCAUAUGAAAUAUUUAUUAGUAAAUCUUAUAAUAGCGAAGAUGAAGAUCAAGAGAUUAUUUUAGCAUAUAAAGUUAUACGAGAAACAGGCAUUGGAACUCAAAUUACUAAUGAAAAUGAUUUUGUUAUAUUUACUAAAGAAUAUAAGCAUGCAAUUACAAAACAAAAAGAAGUUUUUAUUAUAGCAACUAUGCUAUCAAAUAUAUCAACUACUUCUAAUAAGUCAACAAUUAUUUCAAUUUUACAUGAAGAAAGAUUUUGUAAUCAAUGUGAAACACCUUGUUGGCCUACUGAUCAAGGUUAUAUUAAAUUAACAGGCGCUCAUUAUACAGUUUGGGCUCGUAGUAUAAUUAAUGGUUUUAAUAAUACAACAUCUCCACCUAAUCAUUCAAUAUUUCAAGCGCCACCAAAGCCAAAAGGAAUAAAAACUAAUAAUGCUAGCUUGGAAUUUACUCCUCCACCAUAUUUUAUACCAAUGCCACAAUUUAUAUAUCCUCUAGCAUUACAAACUUUUUUUUCGCUAUAUCAAUUAUUUUCCCCAAUAUCACAAUUUUCUACUUCAAAAUAUCAGCUACCAAAUACACAAUAUACAGAUCAGCUAUCAAAUACACAGUAUUCAGGUCCUAUUCCUAUGCUUGAAGAAUUUUUGCAAAAAAUAGAUAAUGAAGAAAAUGCUGAUAAAGAAAUUAUUAAAUGCUUAGAUGCAUUUAAUCAACAAGCAAUUAAAAUAACCCAGAUUCAAAAUUUAACAGAAA
This is a messenger RNA of Dentiscutata erythropus, 892 nucleotides long. NCBI's taxonomy places the organism in Eukaryota, Fungi, Glomeromycota, Glomeromycetes, Diversisporales, Gigasporaceae. The record is from the annotation of a GenBank genome assembly.